AGUGGCUGAGAACAUCGUUGUCAAACCACAAAAAAAUUGAGUCCGAAAUUUUCCUUUUUAUUAUCUUAUUCGUUAAUUGUUAUUCAUUAAGAUCAUUUCUAUUUAAUAAAUCGUUUGGUCUACAUCAUUUCAAUAGAGAUCUAGAGGGAUCAUGAAGGCCAUUAUUAUCUUCUUUGUUGCUGUUAUUGCAUUAGGAUCCUGCGCAGAGGAGUGUUACAAAGAUACUUUGAUCGCUUGUAAUCCAACUUUGGCAAAACAACAAAAUGUUGUUGCCCACUGUAACGCCAAAUACGGAGGUAUCAACGAACUUCAAGCAGACCUCCAACGUUUUACCAACCACAUCUUCUUCAGAUCCUUUGAUUUCCUACUGAUGGCUACCCACUACGGAAACUACAUCAAAAACCGUCCAGGUUUCGAGAAACUUUUCAGAGGUCUGUCUGAUUCCCUCUGGAACGACGGCAUUGGAAACAUCAAGUACAUCACCUCGCGUGGUGGUGAAAUGAACUUCGAAAACGUUGCCAAGGACUUGAAGGACGAGGAAUUGCAAUCUGCUAAUUUGGAGCUCUAUGAACUGCAAGCCAUCGCCAAGGCUCUGGAUAUUGAAAAGAAAUUGGCUUUGGAAGCUUUUGAAUUGCACAAAUCUGCGUCUGGAAAGAAACACGACAACCACGAUCCAGAAAUCGCUCAUCAUUUGGAGGAAGAGUUCAUGGAGAAACACAGGGAUACCAUCAGGGAGUUGGCUGGACAUAGCCACGACUUGAGCGUGUUGUUGAACGAUCAAGACUCGUCACUAGCUUUGUAUUUGUUUGAUCAACAAUUGCAGAAAUAAGUUUUUGUACUUUCUAUAAAAGUUUGGAAGAUUUUGAAUAGAGUUAGAAGUUAGAAGUAAUUUUACGUAAGAAUAUUGUUUUCCUAUAAUGUAAUAUACAAUAAAUACAGAGAAAAAA
Molecule: messenger RNA, 947 nt
Organism: Sitophilus oryzae (rice weevil)
Lineage: Eukaryota; Metazoa; Arthropoda; Insecta; Coleoptera; Curculionidae
Product: ferritin heavy polypeptide-like 17
Exons: 3
Coding region: 152-829 (225 amino acids)
Biological process (GO): iron ion transport; intracellular iron ion homeostasis
Cellular component (GO): cytoplasm
Molecular function (GO): ferrous iron binding; ferric iron binding
Source: RefSeq, a predicted model, not a curated record